AGAAGCAGAGAAGCAGAGAAGCAGAGAAGCAGAGAAGCAGAGAAGCAGGUCCUCACACAGCAAGAAGGAACGUUGUGUCAGCUUUGAAGAUAAUUGGCAAAAAUCAUUCGCUUUGAGGAUGUUGCUGAACGUCACCAACCAAACAGACGAUGGCUUCUCCUGCUACAGUCCCUCGGUAGAGGUGUACCGCUACUUUGCCGUGCUGUGGGGAUGUGCCGUCACCGUCACCGGCACAAUUGGGAACCUGAUGACCAUUCUAGCGUUUGCCUCGGACUCCCACCUGAGGACCCGCUUCAAUGUGCUGAUUGUCAACCUGGCUCUGGCUGACCUCCUGUACUGCACCGUACUGCAGCCCAUUUCCGUUGACUGCUACCUCCACCUCAGAUGGCGCAGCGGCGAGCUCUGGUGCAGAAUCUUUGGCCUGCUGCUCUUCCUCUCCAACUCGGUCUCCAUUAUCACCCUCUGCCUGGUAGCUGUGAGUCGGUACUUACUGGUUGGCAGACGGGCCGUUUUCAACCGCGUCUUCUCAAACUGCGGACUCACUUGCCUCCUGAUUGCAACGUGGGCGCUCGGCCUGGCCAGCUUCAGCCCGCUCUGGUCCGUGUAUGUGUUUGUGCCUCAGGUGUGCACAUGCAGCUUCCACCGAAUCAGGGGUCGCCCCUACACCACCAUUCUGCUCUUCUUCUACUUCUUUGUGGGACUGGCCUGCGUCGGCACCUUCUACUUCCUCAUUUACCGACGCGUGCGGCUCGCAUCGUUGGCCUUGCUACGCUACAGGUUCAGCCGCCGGUCUUCCAAGAAGAAAGCCCCGGAAGCGGACGACAGCGGUGUGGGGAACAGCAUGGCCACUUGCAGCAGUGAUCUGGGCACCCAGGGGAAAUUCACAGAGAUAGAGAAUCCCCUCCAAAAUACGCAAUGCAAGACCUCAAAGGAAUCACCUGCACACAAGCCAAACCCUGGCGUUGGAAGUGCGCCACCUUUAAGCCCUGCUACCCCCGCCACUGCCAGCUCAGGAGAGGAUUCAGAAUUUAAGCGUGUGACGCGCAUGUGUUUUGCGGUUUUCCUGUGUUUUGUGUUUUGCUUCGUCCCCUUCCUGUUACUCAACAUUGCCGAUAAACGCGGCAGUGCCCCGCAGGUGCUGCACAUGUUGUGUGCCAACCUCACCUGGCUCAACAGCUGUAUCAACCCCAUACUCUACGCCGUCAUGAAUCGACAAUUCCGAAAGGCCUACCAUGUGCUGCUCAUCAGGGCGGCUACACCUUUCUCAUACCUCUGGAGGCAAAGCUCCUAAGUUCUUGCAUGCUGCAUGUACACUUUUAUUUGUAUUUGACUUUAGAAAGAAAGAAAGAAAGAAAGAAAGAAAGAAAGAAAGAAAGAAAGAAAGAAAGAGCUAAAAACAACAACUAAAAAUAAUAUAAUAUACUGUGUAUAUAUGUGUGUAUUUAUAUAUAUAUACAGUACAGGCCAGAUUUGGACACACCUUCUCAUUCACAACACAACUGAUGGCCCCAAGCCCAUUGAUAAAGCAAGAAAUUCCACUAAUCAACCCUGAUAAGGCACACCUGUGAAGUGAAAACCAUUUCAGGUGACUACCUCUUGAAGCUCAUGGAGAGAAUGCCAAGAGUGUGCAAAGCAGUAAUCAGAGCAAAGGGUGGCUAUUGUUAACAAACUAGAAUAUAAAACAUUUUUUCAGUGAUUUCACCUAUUUUUGUUAAGUACAUAACUCCACAUGUGUUCAUUCAUAGUUUUGAUGUGACAAUCUACAAUGUAAAUAGUCAUGAAAAUAAAGAAAACGCAUUGAAUGAGAAGGUGUGUACAAACUUGUGGCCUGUACUAUAUAUAUAUAUAUAUAUAUAUAUAUUUUUUUUUAUUAUAUAUAUAUAUAGGGACGGCGUGGCUCGGUGGGUAGAGCGGCCGUGCGUUCCUAGUUCGAUCCCCAGCUUCUGCCAUCCUAGUCACGUCCAUUGUGUCCUUGCGCAAGACAAUUCACCCUUGCUCCUGAUGGGUCGUGGUUAGGGCCUUGCAUGGCAGCUCCCGCCAUCAGUGUGUGAAUGUGUGUAUGAAUGGGUGAAUGUGGAAAUACUGUCAAAGUAUAACCCA
Entelurus aequoreus (snake pipefish) is the source of this 2100-nucleotide messenger RNA. RefSeq names its product G protein-coupled receptor 84 (gene gpr84). The transcript has 2 exons. Gene Ontology annotation, cellular component: membrane. Bases 119 to 1291 code for a protein of 390 amino acids. Gene Ontology annotation, molecular function: urotensin II receptor activity. The record is from RefSeq and is a predicted model, not a curated record. Gene Ontology annotation, biological process: neuropeptide signaling pathway. Lineage: Eukaryota; Metazoa; Chordata; Actinopteri; Syngnathiformes; Syngnathidae.